Molecule: messenger RNA, 1167 nt
Organism: Xylaria bambusicola
Lineage: Eukaryota; Fungi; Ascomycota; Sordariomycetes; Xylariales; Xylariaceae
Exons: 2
Coding region: 1-1167 (388 amino acids)
Source: RefSeq, a predicted model, not a curated record
AUGGUUACUUAUCAACAGCUCAAAUAUGAUCCAAGUUCACAGGCUCUCUUCAACAACAGAAUCACGACUAUGGAAGGCCUACUAAGUAUCCUUAAGGACCACUCAUUUAUCGCGUUGGAUACAGAGCACGUACCUGUAGAUAGCCAAAGAAAUCGCAUACUUCACCAAGUUGGCCUCGCAUAUAUCCCGGCCAUAACGCCUCACACCCCCAUUGCUGUCCCUAGCCAGCCACAACGACCACGCCUUAAAGACUUCUACGACAGAAACCAGCUUCAAAGCCUGACCCUCAACAUUUUCCUAACCAAGCAAAUACGAGAGGACCUACUCUGCUACAGGGGCAGUAUUCCGAACCGCCGCCCGUCCCGUUUUGGUCGUGAAUGCCAGAUUUUUCUCGAUAACCUCGGCUCAGCUAUUGUCGAAUUCAUACGGUCUUGCCAUCACAAUCAUACGAAAUUAGUACUUAUUGGAUUCGAGAUGUCAGCCGAGUGGAACUAUUUAUCGAGGAACUUCUCCGAGGUUGUUCCUUACUUUACAUCAUGGAUAGACCUCCGCGACAUUGCAAAAGAUGUAGCUAUAACUGGAGAUGCACCUGGACAGUCCAUACCUGGACGGAUAUCCCUGCUCCAGAUGUUCGGAUACUAUUGGAAAGAUAUCAAAGGCUCUAAUCAAUACGGUUCUGCUGAUAAUGCUGGGGACGAUGCUGUAUCAACUCUGGCUAUGGCAGAGGCCCUUUUCUACCCAGAAAAUCAGGAAAAGCUGCGGUUCCAUCAAGAAUGUGGGCAGAUCGCUCGCGAAAAAAAUGUUUUUAUAAAUGAGGAUAAUGUCGCUUUCGGCGCAACGAUUCAGACUGAGAAUGGGAUACUUCCUAACGUUAUUAAUUCAGGUUUAAGGCUCGCUCAGUACUUUUUCGGCUUCAGACCUAUUUCCAUAGCACUUAGGUCUCCGGACGUUGCCGUUGUUACAUUCAAGAGCAAAUUCCACCUGAAUCGAUUCAUUAAAAUGAAUCAUCGACGAGUACUGUCAAACGGCGAUACACUAUUAAUUAUUCCGAUUGGAGUUUCCGAUAUUGACAAGGCUAAGAGGGAAGAGAAGCAACAAUUGAGAAAAUUCAAGAAGGUAGAAAUGUUAGAGCAAGACUUCGAGGGCCUCGGAGAUAUUUUUUCUUGA